Peromyscus leucopus (white-footed mouse) is the source of this 1916-nucleotide messenger RNA. It is a transcript of the gene Phf11, whose product is annotated as PHD finger protein 11. The coding region runs from base 208 to 1008 and encodes 266 amino acids. The record is from RefSeq and is a predicted model, not a curated record. Gene Ontology annotation, molecular function: histone binding; histone deacetylase binding. The transcript has 10 exons. NCBI's taxonomy places the organism in Eukaryota, Metazoa, Chordata, Mammalia, Rodentia, Cricetidae. Gene Ontology annotation, cellular component: nucleus.
CCCUGAGUUACCUUGGGCCAUGGUGUUCAUAGCAUCGACAGAAAAACCUAACAAGAACACUAUUUAAAACACUAUUCAGAGUUGAAAAUCUGCCCAAAUUUGCACUUCCUCCCAGCUUGCUCCCUGCUAUCACCACCCAGAUUUAGAGAAACGAAACUGGAAACUAGAAACUACCAGUGGUGCUUCCGGGAGUGCAGCUGCAUAGCCAUGGCCGAAGAGACACCACAGGCUGGUGACCCAGUCCCCUCUGGGGUCUGUCAGGUUACAGAAAAGAUGGAAAAAAGGACAUGUGCCUUCUGCCCUAAAGGCGAAGAAUGGAGUGUGAUGUACUUUGCACCAUCGGAGAAUAUAGCCGCUCAUGAAAAUUGCUUGCUGUAUUCAUCAGCACUGGUGGAAUGUGAAGCUCAUGAUAAUCUUAAUAAAUCUAGAAAUUUUGCUGUGAAAUCGGUAAAGAAAGAGAUCUGGAGAGGAAGAAGAUUGAAAUGCACACAAUGUACUAAAGGAGGAGCCACCGUGGGAUGUGAUUUACCAACCUGUUCCCAGAAUUACCACUUUUCCUGUGCCAAGAAGGUCAACGCAGUUCUACAAGUUGAUGAAGUUGAAGGAACUUACAAAUUAUUUUGCCAAAAACAUGCUCCAGAACUGCCAGGGACCAGUCAAAGUGCUGAGAGCCCAAGCUUGCAGAAAAGGACAGCAAAGAAGAAACGCCUCCCAUCAGGCUCCCCUGAACAGUCACCAAAGAAGUUCAAAAGACGUAUGAGAAAAGAGCCCGGCAGCCACAGAGAUGCAACUGCCAAAGUUCCUUUUCUCAAGAAAUGCAAGGAAGCAGGACUUCUUACUGAAUUAUUUGAAGGGAUACUAGAAAAACUUGAUUCAAUUCAAGGAAAACUCCUGAGUGAGACCGCUUCAGAAUCAGACUAUGAAGAGAUCGAUACUUUACUGUUUGACUCUGGACUGUUUGAAGACACAUUAAUAAAAUUCCAAGAAGGUCUUCAUCAGUCUUUUUAGAAGCAUCUUUUUGGCCACAGUUGUUAUUACAAGAGCAUGCGCCAUCUUCAAGACAAGCACCAUCAUUUGAAACUUGGCUCUUUGAAUAUGAGCAUCAUUAAGAAUUUGGAAUGGGGAAGAAUUAAGACAUUUUCCCCACCUAACAAUAUGCAACUCAGAUCUGUAUGCCUACAUUGCUCCUGACCCUUGACUCCUUCACAUUCAGUUCUGAUUUCCUAUCAUGAUUCUCACGUCCAUAAUAAUGCUAGCUACCAGAACGGGACUGAGCUGUGCCCCCAGUUUGGAAUGAGUGCUCAAACAUGCUUGUUAAAGAAUCAUUCCUGGUGCAAUGCUGGUACCAACGCCAGUCUAAGUCACUUCAUGAAAGGGAACCGGGAAUGACUGCAAUCUGACCACCCAUCAGCAUCAGCUGGGACACUUCUAUGUUAAAGCUUCCUCUCCUGCCUAGAUUCAGCUUUAACCUGUCAAUCACAGUAAGUUAUAUGGCACAGGGGAGCACCACUUAAUUGGGUUCACAAUGCUGGCAAAUAUUGGGCAAACUGACCAAAUACGCCUGCUCUUUUAUUAGUGAAAAAUGAACGAAAUAAUCAUACCCACCAUUUCUAUAUAAGGAAAUGUCUGGAAGCCCAGGGUCUAUUAGAUGGCACCGUGGGAAGUAAACAUUCCCUUAUUCAAUGCUGCAUUUUGUAGACCUAGGGGAAGGCUCAUCAACACCCAUGUUUAGCUGACUGUUUUAUAGAUGAGCUAAAAACAAGUUGAUGGUUUUUCCCUAUUCUACACAAACCAUCUACAGAAUAAUUGUUUGUUGGGUCAACUCCAUUUGGUUCCAUUAUUUCAAAGCAAACAAACAAACAAACAAACAAACAACAAACUGGUGAGAUGGUUUAGCACUUGCCACCAAGCUUGAU